Messenger RNA from Rotaria sp. Silwood2, 864 nucleotides. The record is from the annotation of a GenBank genome assembly. NCBI's taxonomy places the organism in Eukaryota, Metazoa, Rotifera, Eurotatoria, Philodinida, Philodinidae.
AUGUUUUCAGCUAAGAAACGUCGAACUAUCACACCGAUCAAUGAACGAGACCCUAGUACACUUUUUCGUGAACUUUUUGUUAAAAAUUCUAAUGCAAAACAUAUGCUUGUUUCGGAAUAUGAUGUUCUUGAUAAACAAAAACCAGUAUCAUUUUGGAUGCUAGAUCUUAAUAUUCCACAAUGGCUUUUAUUAGUCUUAGUUUCAUUGACUAUAAUUGUAUUUACAGCAUUUAUUUUAUUUACAGCAAUUGUUACAUUAAAAAAAGAAACAAAUGGAGGUCCAUGUAAAUCAAAUACCGAUUGUCGUCAUGAUCUUGGUUUAAUUUGUAAUAAUUAUCGGUGUGGUUGUGCUUAUUCACAUUUCUGGAGUAAUUCAUAUAGUAUCUGUGAAAGAAGACGAAUGGUCAAUCGAACAUGUUUUAAUGAUUCUAUGUGUGAUGCAUUUGCAAGUUUAGAAUGUCAAAAUGUUUCACUCGCUAGCGGAGCUAUUCAAUCAGAAUGUCAAUGUAAAGCUUCUAUGUCUUGGAAUGGAUAUACUUGUGUCUAUCAAGGUUUAUAUAAUACAUCAUGUAUUCUAGAUACUAAUUGUGAUACAAGUCGAUAUUUAUUUUGUAAUUUAACAAUACAGCUUUGUCGUUGUAAUUCGUCUAUGUUUUGGAAUGGAGAUUCAAAAUCGGGCACAUGUGAAUAUAAACGAACUAUUAAUCGAUUUUGUUAUCCAUAUGAUGAUAGUUGGUGUGAUAAUACAGGUCCUUUAGGACAAGGUCUUGUCUGUACUCAAUAUUCAAAUCCUUAUGGAAGUGAAUAUGGUAAGUUCGAUAAAAGUGAAAUAUUAAACUGUUUUUCUUGUCAAAAUACGAUCUAA